AGGCGCCAUGUUUACUUCGUUUCGCUGGCAGUUUGCCAUUAGAGUGCCUAGUGCGAAUCGAACGGGCGAUCACUAUCAGCUCACAACAUAUAUCAAGUGCCAAUUAAAUUUGUAGAAGGACGUAAAGAGUCUAUCUAAUUCUAAAGCAUGACUAUUCUUCCAAAGAAGAAGACAACAAAGGAUAAGAAUGAUCCAGAGAAUACGGACCAUAGCCACCACCCGUCCUCAAACGAAUCUAGACACGAAAAAGUGGGACGUUCUAGAAAUUCUCCCACCCGAUGGCUUCCUGCUUCCACUUCUUUCGAAGAUAAACGGGAUUCAGGUGGCAGCUCUUACGAUGGACACGAUAAUAACCCAAACCACAACAAAAGACGACACAGGUCAUCACCACAUAGGAAUGUACGUAAACAUAGACAUGAUCCUCGCGGGGGUCAUCACCCUCCGACAUCAUCUUCGUCUCACGUUGUAGUUGGCGGGAGUGUAGUGCCUGGAGCAGGCCCUGUAGGGGUUGGAGUGGCCGGUAGUGGCUCCCCACCUUCUGAAUAUGAUUCCAUGAACGGCGGCUACAACAGUGAAGAUGAGCAUGCAACUCCUGGACGCCAAUUUCAAGACAAUACAGACGAGUUGGAGCAUUGGUUUGAAGCAACACUGAAAGAAAAAAAAGGAUUUACAGUGAAAAAAAUGGGAGAGGAUGGUGCUUGCCUAUUUCGAGCAGUUGCUGACCAAGUUUAUGGAGACCCAGAAAUGCAUUCUGAUAUAAGAAAAACCUGCAUUGAUUAUAUGGCAAAAAAUGUAGAUUACUUCAAACAUUAUGUUACAGAGGAUUUUAACACUUACCUAAAUCGUAAAAGGAAUGACAAUUGUCAUGGUAACCAUGUUGAAAUGCAAGCAUUAUGUGAAUUAUAUAAUAGACCAAUUGAAGUAUACCAAUACAGCUUAGAUCCUAUCAACACAUUUCAUUCUUCUUAUAAAACGGACAAUGAACCAAUAAGAAUAAGUUAUCAUAGAAAUGUUCAUUAUAAUUCAGUUGUGGACCCAUAUAAAGCUACCAUAGGUGUAGGACUUGGAUUACCUGGUCUUCAGCCUGGGUUAGCUGAAAAGAAUUUAAUGCGAGAUGCUGUAACACAAUCAGAAGAUUUUCAUAUUGAAAAAGCUAUGUUAGAAGAUAAAUUACGUGAAACUGACUGGGAAUUGACUCAAGAAACAAUUGAAGAGCAGGUGGCUCGAGAAUCAUAUUUGCAGUGGCUUAGAGAUAAUGAAAAGAGAGCUAAAAUUCAAGGCCCAGCUAGAUCUGCAAGUGCAACAUGUAGCUCCGCCAGUGAAUAUUCUCUAAAUGGUCCAGAAACAGUUGCCUCUCCUGACUGUGGCCGUCUUGGACGUUCACCCCGUAAUCGUAGUGCUUCAAACUCCACUCAAAGUAGUCCCAAUGCUGAAGAAAGCUCCCAUGAACAACAACAGUUAGCGCAACAACAAAUGCAGCAGCAGCAACAACAGCAACAGCAGCAACAACAACAACAACAGCAGCAGCAACAACAACAACAGCAGCAGCAGCAACAUUGUAGUCCGAAUCGGCCUGUUGACUUAGCAUUGCAUUCAGGAUGUCCUAAAUCGCCUCAACUUGGCAGUGAACCUCUUCUUGGUGCUGCAGCUGGUGCAACUGCAAGUUGCACUUCUAGUGAUAUGGCUACAGGUGGUUUUGAUGAAACUGCAUCUUUAAUGAAUCACUUGCCACCAACUAUGUUUGGUCUAACAGAAUGGGAAGAAGAUGACAUCCUUGCACAAGUGAUUGCUCAGUCCCAACAGGAAUACUUUGAUAGUUUAAAGAAAAAUGCUGCUUCAACGUCAGUUUGUGAUAAUGCCAGUUUUAACAUGGACCAAUCAACACAUCAUUCAAGUUAACAUAGGAUUGCUUACUUGCAUAGGCACAAAGGCAGAACCUAUGUGUGCAAAAUCUAGAUACAUCCAGUACUUUUUAAAUGAUGGAACUUAACAUCAGUUUAGAUAAUUUAAAAAAAUCUACAGUCUUUUCUAUGAUAUAAGAUUGUUGAAAUUCCAUAACAUGUUCAUUUAUAAUGAGCUAUUUAUCUAUGCCUGUUUCUCUUUCUUUCCUAAAUAUAUAUAGAUUUUCUCUGUGUGAAUGUUUUCAAGUACUUGUCUUUCUUCUACAAGUAUACCCUAUGCUGCUUUAGCUCACCCCUCUAAUUCAUGUUCAAGACUGUUACAAUUUGAUUCUACUCUAAUGGCAUCUACAAGUGGAUGAAUAUUAUGUUUUUAAUCCCAAAAGAAAAAAAAAAAACAAAUGUGAGGGACUUAAAAGGUAAGGUAGACCCAUUUAUCAAUUUCAGCACAGUUAACAAACUAAUUCAUGGAGUUUAUACUUUGGAAGAUAUAACUUUACCUUUUUAGGUGUCAUAGUUAUUGAUACUGCUUCUCUCUGUUUUUGGUGUUACACAAUUAGAAUCAAUUGUCAGUUUUGGUUUAUACUUCAUAUUAUGGAUAACUUCUGUAAAAAUCAAACAAAUCUUGGUGGCUUUAAGUUCAGCAUUUCUCUGAACAGACCCCCCCCCCUUUUUUUUUAUCAGUGAAUAAUUUCAUUUAUUUAAAUCAUGUGAUAAAUUAAAGUUGAACCUACAGUUCAAAUAAUGACCAUUACAUUAAAAAAAAUACUUAUAGUUUUAUCUUUAAAUAAAAGAAGAUAUUAUAUAAAAAAAAAAUCUUAAAAUUUCACCAAUUUCAAAAAAAGGAG
Messenger RNA from Octopus sinensis (East Asian common octopus), 2746 nucleotides. RefSeq names its product OTU domain-containing protein 5. Bases 148 to 1899 code for a protein of 583 amino acids. NCBI's taxonomy places the organism in Eukaryota, Metazoa, Mollusca, Cephalopoda, Octopoda, Octopodidae. The record is from RefSeq and is a predicted model, not a curated record. Gene Ontology annotation, biological process: protein deubiquitination. The transcript has 10 exons. Gene Ontology annotation, molecular function: cysteine-type deubiquitinase activity; K63-linked deubiquitinase activity.